Dermatophagoides farinae (American house dust mite) is the source of this 565-nucleotide messenger RNA. RefSeq lists its product as uncharacterized. Lineage: Eukaryota; Metazoa; Arthropoda; Arachnida; Sarcoptiformes; Pyroglyphidae. The record is from RefSeq and is a predicted model, not a curated record.
UCGAAGAUAACAACGAACAAAAUAAAAAUGGCAUUUCAUAAAAUUAUAUUUAUUAAUCCAGCUUUCAUCAUUGCUUCGUUGUUUAUGCUCGAAAUGGCUCAAGCAAUACAGGAAUAUCGUGCCUGUGAAAAUUCAUUCCAAUGUACUACAUUCUGUAACAACAAAGGAUUCAAUGAUCGUGUAUGUAAAACGGUGACCGUUGAUGAAAGUCCAAACAUUGAUGGUACUGCGUUAGUCAAUCGUCGUGUUUGCCUCUGCAGUGAAUCAAAAGAAGAAGGAGGCGGAAAUUCAGCAACUGGUGAAUAUUUCAACUAUUGGUUCUCACCUGGUCAUGAAUGUAUCCGUAAUGGUUCUGAUAAACAAUGUAAAGAAUAUUGUAAACGUAUUCGUAUUGAUCCAGAAGUAUGUCAAUGCCGAUUGAGUUCAUGUAAAUUUCCUAAAAAAUACCUGAACGUACCACAAGCAUUGGGACAUUAAUCGAUUCAUGAAAUCAUUACAUUUGAUCAUCAUCAUCAUCAUCAUCAUCACCGUAAGCAUCAAUGAUAAUAAAUCAUCAUCAAUGAUG